CCGGCAACGGCAGAUUACAACCGGCUGCGGGACACGAAACACGUAGUUUUUUAACCUUCACUCGUUCUGUAUGCGUUUGUAGUGUGUGUGUGCGGUUUAAUGAAAACGGAAACCUCGCUAUGAAAUUUUAAAAUCAUCACAAACCACCACCAUCGAACGAAUCAAUCAUGAAAAUCGGGCUCAUACUCUUGAUGUCACUAUGGAUCACGGCAGCUCAGGCAAUGUAUAAGAUUGGAGUGGGCAUUGCCGAUGUAACUGGACCACCGGCCGGUGUUACUUUCAUGGGAUACGGUAAAAUGGAUCAGAGAGGAAUGGGAAUUCAUCUGCGCCAGUUUUCUAGAGCCUUCAUAAUUGAAGACGGAAAUUCGAGGAUAGCUUUUGUCAGUGUCGACUCGGCCAUGUUGGGCGAUAACAUGAAAAUCGAGGUGCUGAAGAACCUCAAACCCAAAUUACCGGGCUUGUACAAUUUGGACAAUUUGAUGCUUUCAUCGACGCAUACUCACUCGACACCUGGCGGUCAUAUGUUGUACACACUAUUCGAUAUAAGCACGUGGGGUUACGUGCCUCUUACGUUUAUCUCUCUGGCAAAGGGUAUAACGUUGAGCAUACUGCGUGCACACGACAAACUGGACUACGGUCGCGUAUUCGUCAACAGAGGCGAACUUCAUGGGGUAUCUAUUAGCAGAAGUCCACAGUCAUAUUUGCAAAAUCCGGAAGCGGAACGAGCUGAAUACGAAUACAACGUCGAUAAGACCAUGGUGCAGGUAAAGUUUGAAAACGAGUUCGGAGCUCCCAUUGGAGUGAUCAAUUGGUAUGCAGUUCAUGCGACCAGUAUGAAUAAUAGCAACAGACUUGUGUCAUCGGACAACCUCGGUUACGCUUCGGUGAUGUUCGAACAGAGGAUGAACCCGGACAGUUUGAUUGGGAAAGGAAGGUUUGUUGCUGCAUUUGCUUCAUCUAAUCUUGGGGAUGUGUCACCUAACGUGAGAGGGCCUCGAUGCCAAAACUCCGGAAAACCGUGUGACAUACCCGGACCGCAGUGUGAAGUCAAUGAACAGUGUGUGGCUUCCGGACCGGGUAGAAACAUGAAAGAGAGCACCAAAAUGAUAGCCGAGGGUUUAUUUGGAAAAGCGUUUGAACUGAUGAAUGAGAAACCCGAAUUUGAGAUAAAGGGACCAUUGAGAUCAAUACAUCAAUAUGUCAACAUGGCUAAAGAAAAUGUCGAGUACACGGAUCCGUACACCGGUGAGCUUAUCAAUGGCAGAGGCUGUAGUCCGGCGUUGGGCCAUACGUUUUCUUCGGGCACUAUAGACGGUCCUGGGCUGUUCUCGUUCGAAGAAGGUUCAACCAUGUCCAGUAAUCCCUUGUGGAAUUUGGUCACAAACGUUAUUCCCAAGCCUACCUCAGAACAAAUUGAGUGUCAUGCCGAAAAGUCAAUAGUGCUGUCAUCGGGAGAGUUCAACUACCCUUCGCCGUGGUCUCCGAAAAUAGUGUCCACCCAGCUGGCAAUACUAGGUCAGCUAAUAAUCGUUUGUGUUCCCGGCGAAUUUACUACCAUGUCGGGCAGACGACUCAGAAAAGUGGUAGCCGAUAAGCUGUGCAACGACCUUAAGUGCAUCGUAGUUAUAGCCGGUCUCUGCAACACGUACAGCGAUUACGUAACCACUCCUGAAGAAUACAAGCUGCAGCGUUACGAAGGAGCGUCUACAAUCUAUGGGCCGCAUACGUUACCGAUAUAUUUGAAGCAAUACGCGAAACUAGCUAUUGCGUUAGCCGAUGGUGUCACUCUCCAGCGUGGACCCGAAGCACCGGUGUUCACGUCCGAAGUUGUUUCGUUUUUGCCGCCGGUCAUAUACGACACUCCUUUGUCGCCCUACGGAUUCGGCGACUGCAUAAAACAACCCCCGUACUCGGCUACCCCCGGAGAUACAAUAAGUGUUAAAUUUGUAGCCGGUAAUCCGAGAAACAACCCCAUGUUGGAGAUGACGUUUUUAACAGUCGAGCGGAUGGGAUCCGAUUCAAAAUGGGAUAUAAUAGCCACAGACGCUAAUUGGGAAACCGAGUUUUCCUGGGAAACUAAAUCGUGGUUCUGGGCGACUAGUGUGGCCGAAAUUAAAUGGACCAUUCCGGAAGGAACACCAGCUGGAAUUUACAGGAUCAGGCACUUUGGGCACUUUAAAUAUUUGGGUGGAGGUAGACUGGGAAGAUACUAUGGAGCAACAGAAACAUUCAAAGUGACAGAGAAAUAAAACAAAAUGUACUUUAUUGUGUUACUUGCUUUAUGUUUAACAAUGUAAACUUUUACUAUUGA
This is a messenger RNA of Adelges cooleyi (spruce gall adelgid), 2311 nucleotides long. RefSeq names its product neutral ceramidase (gene CDase). Gene Ontology annotation, molecular function: N-acylsphingosine amidohydrolase activity. Lineage: Eukaryota; Metazoa; Arthropoda; Insecta; Hemiptera; Adelgidae. Gene Ontology annotation, cellular component: extracellular region. Bases 168 to 2249 code for a protein of 693 amino acids. The transcript is spliced from 12 exons. The record is from RefSeq and is a predicted model, not a curated record. Gene Ontology annotation, biological process: sphingosine biosynthetic process; long-chain fatty acid biosynthetic process; ceramide catabolic process.